GAUAACAAUAACAACGACGUCACAGCCGAGGGCCGCCCCUCGCAGCUGAGGAAAGGAAAGUGAAACAGUUUUACUGCAGCGUUACAGCAGGACUCAAGGCUCAUUCGUCCACGAUGUCUUCAGAUGAGGAUUUCUCUCUGGUCACUGAUGACAACCCAUCACUCAACCUUAAAUCCAUUUAUAAAGAGAUCGAUAAGAUGAAGGCAGAAUACAAUGACCUGCUGAAGGAGCAGAAGUUGCUCUCUGAAGCCAAAAAGAGUAACGUCAUGUUUACUCAGGAGUUCCAGCAGCGAGCCAGUACUAUGAAAAAGCGCCUGGAGGACGAGAAGAUGAACCAAGCCGAGGCUCUGAAGAAAGAGCAGGAAAAACUGUCAGAUCUAAAAAAGGAGGAGAGCAAACUGAGUCUAGAGCUUCUGAAAAUCCAGCAGGAGUUGGGAAGAAUAGACGAAACCCACCAGAGCCUGAAACAGCAGACUGAGGUGUCCACUGCAGUGCCGGAGAAGAAGGUCGUAUUUAACGGCGAGACGGCUGAAGGAGAUGAUGCGCUGAGCUUUGAUGUAAAACCUAGCAUCGUGUACCCCAUGGAGGGAGGCACGGCAUUUAUCACCUUCGAGGAGGAAGAAGUUGCUGAAAAGAUCUUGGCUCUGAAGGAGCACGAGGUGCAGCUCGGGGAUUGUAGCAUCACCGUGCGGGCCGAGCCGGUGCAGUUUCUCGUCCCAGCCGAUGUUGAGAUGGACACUCAGGUUUGUCCUCGCCGCAUCCUUGUCUCCAACCUGCCCAAGAAAGAGAGCGUGGAGCGCAUCCUGGACAAGCUGGAGAUUCAUUUCUCAAAGUCAAGAAACGGAGGAGGCGAGGUGGAGGAUAUAGUCAUGCUGGACGAUUCUGGCAACGUGGUCAUCACCUUCCUAGACAGCAACAUUUCCAAGGGACUUACAGAUAAACAGAUGCAUGAGAUUGAGCUGGACAGAGGAAAGAGGUGCAAGGUGAAGGUCACGCCCUUUCUCAACGGCGAGAUCACACUUCUCAAGACGUGUAACACGACCUGCUCUAAGACCGUGCUGCUGACCGGAAUCCCCACUGUGAUGGAGAAGGACAACCUUCAGGACCUGCUGGAGAUCCACUUCCAGAAAUCUGCCAACAGCGGAGGAGAAGUGGACGCAAUCGUCUACAACCCAGUGGGCGGGAGAACCCUCGCCGUGUUCCAGGAGGACACUUCCAAACCUGAGUAGAACCAUUAAAGUGGACUGAGCCGUAAAAGCCAAUGAUAUUCUGAUAUUCUGGAGUUAUGUAAUGGACUUUCCUGGAGGUCUUUCAUCUAGAUAUGGGCCAAUCAUAUUACUUACCUGGUUUAUGAUUAUAUUCAUGAUUUUAAGAAUAUUUAAAAUAAAUUUUCGGUACAUUUCUCUA
Pangasianodon hypophthalmus (striped catfish) is the source of this 1407-nucleotide messenger RNA. RefSeq names its product interferon-induced protein 35 (gene ifi35). Bases 114 to 1229 code for a protein of 371 amino acids. Lineage: Eukaryota; Metazoa; Chordata; Actinopteri; Siluriformes; Pangasiidae. Gene Ontology annotation, cellular component: nucleus. The transcript has 10 exons. Gene Ontology annotation, molecular function: RNA binding. The record is from RefSeq and is a predicted model, not a curated record.